AUGAAGGAAACACGCAUCGUCGUAAUGGGCGCUGGCGGCGUCGGCAAGAGCGCCCUGACGCUGCAGUUUGUGAAGAACAUCUUUGUCCAGACGUACGACCCAACGAUCGAGGAGACGUACCAGAAGCUCAUGAGCAUUGACGGACAGCAGUGCCUUGUCGAGAUCCUCGACACUGCCGGCACCGAGCAGUUCAUGGCGCUCAAGGAGCUUUACAUGAAGUCCGGACACGGAUUUGUCCUUGUCUUUUCCCUUGCGCACCUUGCCAGCGUCAACGAGCUAGGGCCGCUGCGCGAGCAGAUCGUUCGCGUCAAGCACUUGCGGGUACCGACCGUCAUCGUAGGAAACAAAGCCGAUCUGCGCGCCGAGCGCCAAGUGCCACGCGAGAUCGGCACCAAUCUUUCGCGCGCGUGGGGCAACGUGCCAUACUACGAAUCCUCCGCGCGCAAGCGCAUAAAUGUCGACGAGGUCUUUUGCGACAUCGUGCGGCAAUGUAGAGCGUUUGAAGCUGCCGAUCAGGCCAGUCGGGAUCGCUUCGCUAAGCGGAAUAAGAAAGGCUGCGUCAUCAUGUGA
Molecule: messenger RNA, 570 nt
Organism: Tilletiaria anomala UBC 951
Lineage: Eukaryota; Fungi; Basidiomycota; Exobasidiomycetes; Georgefischeriales; Tilletiariaceae
Product: putative RSR1-GTP-binding protein
Exons: 2
Coding region: 1-570 (189 amino acids)
Biological process (GO): signal transduction
Cellular component (GO): plasma membrane
Molecular function (GO): GTPase activity; GTP binding; GDP binding
Source: RefSeq, a predicted model, not a curated record